CUUAUCGUCCUCGGGAUGCCUAGCUGGAGUGGAGCAACAGCUGUGGUGCAAGCAGCCUAUUGUAUCCCGAAAAAAGAGAAGGUGGCAAUUAAACGGAUCAAUCUCGAGAAAUGUCAGACCAGCAUGGAUGAACUCCUGAAAGAAAUUCAAGCUAUGAGUCAGUGCCAUCACCCUAACAUUGUAUCUUACUACACAUCAUUUGUGGUGAAAGACGAGCUCUGGCUAGUGAUGAAGUUACUUAGUGGAGGAUCUGUUCUGGAUGUUAUUAAACACAUUGUGGCAAAAGGGGAGCACAAGAAUGGAGUCCUGGAUGAACCUAAUAUAGCCACAAUUCUAAAAGAGGUGCUGGAGGGGCUGGACUACCUGCAUAAAAAUGGACAAAUCCACAGGGAUGUGAAGGCAGGGAAUAUUCUUCUUGGAGAAGAUGGCUCAGUACAGAUUGCAGAUUUUGGUGUUAGUGCAUUUUUAGCAACGGGUGGUGAUAUUACCAGAAAUAAAGUUAGAAAAACCUUUGUGGGCACCCCUUGCUGGAUGGCGCCAGAAGUCAUGGAACAGGUCAGAGGCUAUGACUUCAAGGCUGACAUCUGGAGUUUUGGAAUCACUGCUAUAGAGCUGGCUACAGGGGCGGCUCCUUACCACAAAUACCCACCAAUGAAGGUAUUAAUGCUGACACUACAGAACGAUCCACCUUCAUUGGAGACGGGUGUGCAAGAUAAAGAAAUGCUGAAGAAGUAUGGGAAAUCGUUUAGGAAGAUGAUUUCAUCAUGUCUACAAAAAGACCCUGAAAAAAGACCAACAGCAGCAGAGCUAUUAAGACACAAAUUUUUCACAAAAGCAAAGAAUAAAGAAUUUCUACAAGAAAAGAUGUUGCAGAGAGCACCAACAAUCACUGAAAGAGCUAAAAAGGUCCGGAGGGUCCCAGGUUCUAGUGGGCGUCUUCAUAAGACUGAAGAUGGUGGCUGGGAGUGGAGUGAUGACGAAUUAGAUGAAGAAAGUGAGGAAGGCAGAGCAGCAAUUUCACAGCUCAGGUCUCCCAGAGUGAAAGAAUCUUUACAAAAUUCUGAGCUGUUCCCACCAGCUGAACCCACAGGUCAUUUGCUCCAUGUUCCAGCCCAGACAGCUGAACUACCUCAACCUGCAGGACAGACACCUGCCCAGCCUUCUCAAAUUGCUGUCCCUCCGUCCGUUCAGAUGCCUGCAGCAGCUCUCGCAGCAGGGCAGGCACCACCUGCCCCUGCUGUUGCACCAGUUCAGGAGGAUGUAAAAGUCCCCAUCAGUCUCGUGCUAAGGUUAAGGAAUUCAAAGAAAGAACUUAAUGAUAUCCGGUUUGAAUUUACCCCAGGGAGAGAUACUGCAGAUGGUGUAUCUCAAGAACUCAUCUCAGCUGGGCUUGUUGAUGGUAGAGAUUUAGUAAUAGUUGCAGCUAAUUUGCAGAAAAUUGUUGAAGAACCCCAGGCAAACAGAUCCGUCACUUUCAAGCUGGCAUCUGGUGUUGAAGGCUCAGAUAUUCCCGAUGAUGGCAAACUUAUAGGAUUUGCACAGCUCAGCAUCAGCUAAACGGCAAUCCCAGGAGAAGUUUCCGUACUGAAAACCUACAUGUGCAUAUUUCUCCUGCUUCUGUUGGCCUGCAACACAAACAAAAGAAAAACCACUACUGCCAAAGAAUUGAACUACAGCCCUCUUCCUAAGGAGCUUUAACGUUUUCUUAAAUAGGAUCACAAACCUAUUUAACUUCUGAAAUUACUGAUUCCAUUUACUGCUUUUGUAAACAACUCUCAUAUGUUUUUUAUAUCUUCAUCUCACACAUGCAGAUCCCACACUUCAUUGCCGGCACGGUCAUUUUAUUAUUGCCUUACUUUAAAAAAAAUACUACUGAGUACGAAACAGGGGUUCCACUUCUCCAAUCAUCUAGCCUAAAUGUUUGCUUCCAUGUGGUUUGGUUUGUUUCACUUGCUGUUUUUGCACAUGUUUAAAUGGCCUUUUUUGUUGUUUUUUUGACUCGUGGACCUGCUUUUAACCUUGCAUCUGCAAUAGCCAAUGGAGAUGCGGAUUGGUCAGCUGGAGUGCGAGGGAGUCUGGCUUAUCUUUAAAACACAAUGUAGUUAAAUGCUGGCACCCCAGAAAGUGAAUCAAGUCUUACCAUAGGACGGCUAAAAUUUUUCUUCCAUGAGAUUUGAGAGAUUUCUUUAAAUUGAGAUCUUAGGUGCCAGUCAUUUAUUCAUCUGCUCCUUUACUAAACUGCUAGUAGCUGUUUCCCCUGUCCCUUUGUUUUGCACCAGUGCCACACUUAGCAUUAAUGCAGAUCUUAAUUUACCAUGAUCAGAUUAUUGCUUCAAGUAGGUCUUUGAUUCUACAUCCUCAAAUGUAGUCCGAUCUUAAAGUAGAACUGGGAGGCUUUCCAGAAACUGACCUUUUAGGGGUUUAGGUGAUGAUCAUUUUUACCCAGGAGAGGAAAUUCACAUUGCUUGGCACUCGGAAAGCCUACACAUUAAAUUGUUGUUCAGAACAAAUCCCUCUGCCCUGCUGAGUCCUUCCUUCUGUGCUUUGCAAACAGGUACAUGUGGAACCAUCCCUGUUCUGUUUUACAGCAAUAAAAUGAUUGCCUGUGUAGCUGUGUACCAGGCAAGUAAGCUCUGGACUUUGUGUCCAUCCUGCACUAACUGCUUGGGUUUUCCAGUAUCGUCUCAACCUGAGCAUCAAAGUUUGAUCAGGAUGUCACUGACCAUGUAACUCACAUUUAGGUUUCGUUAGUAUGUGGUGUUUAAUUUGAAUUUCUACAUAAAUAAUAUAAAUUAUAAUUUUAGUUGAGACACUUGUAAUGCAAUAUGUGAAUAAAAGUGUUGAUUUUUUUCCUACUGUUUCACAGUUCGCCUUUGUAUCUGCUAUUGGCUUUGAAGUGUUUUAUACAAUUAAAUUGUACACCUGUAAUUUAACACAGAAAUAAGGAAAUCUGUUCUGUUUCCAUCCGUUGCAUAACCAUCCAGAAAGGAGUGUUAAAAUGGGACAACUGGGUUCAAUUAGGACUUUUUUAUUUGAGUCUUGUAAUGAACAAUAUAUAUUUAUAUAUUUUCUCUAUGAACAGCUAUGGAAGCUUCCUGAAUUUUGCAUGGUUUUAUACUGCACUUGUUUCUUUAGUCUGUAGUUUAAUAAAUUCCUACUGGGACUGCCAGUUAUGCACAAUCUCAUCGCUAAAUGAGUGCAAAGGGAUGUUGAAGUGCUGAGUACGAGUGUACACAAAGAAACCUGAAGCACAUGACAAUUUUAAUAUAAUGGGAUGGGUGAGUACUGAUUUAAAAUGUGUAUGAAAAGUUUUGGCACCUUCUUGUGGUGUGUGACGCAAAGCACACUCAUAGCUUAUCCUCUGCAGUUGCUUAUUGGCUUUGGGAAGAGCUGGUUGUGAUCUGCACAUUCAUGAAGGCCAGUGAGUGAUAGCGUCUUUAAUUUUUAAAUCUUGGACAAAAAAUGGAGACCAAAUAGUGUUGGUACAGUAUUAUUGCUCCUUUGCCCGCUUGCCAUGCAUACCUCACUGUUCAUUUGCGCACUGGUGCUGAGAAAUGUCAGACUCUAACUGCUCAAGUGAAACAAUGCAGUAUCUAUUUAUUAAAUGAUCCCUGGCCAUCCCUACUUCAGAACUAGCAGAGACAGUGAGUUUGCACUGACAUUGAGGCUUCUGGGUUUUUUUAAUUAAAAAAAUAACUAGAGUGUAUUUGAGAUUAGAUCUCUAGACAUUUUUGGUAGCUCAAAAUUCAAAAUUUUGCUUGGGAUACUACAAUGCUAGGUAACUUUGUUUUUAAGGUUACUUUAAGUGCCAAUGCUGUUCAUAAAAAUAUUUUAACAUAUCAUUAAUGGAUUUGGUUUUUGCUAAAUUGUAGUCUGAAACUAGGACCAGGUGGUAUUUUUUAAUUUAGUUGAUACUCUAAGGAUAAUGCUACAUUAAUGAACAGGGAUUCUCCACAACUUUGUUGUGUUGUAGAUUAUAAUGACAGAUGUAAAAUAUUCUGCCUUUUUUCUUUUGACUUUGUAUUUUAUUGCAUGUAUCUCUGAUUUUUAAUCAAUAACGAAUAAAUUGUCCAUGGCCAUGUG
Molecule: messenger RNA, 4083 nt
Organism: Pelodiscus sinensis (Chinese soft-shelled turtle)
Lineage: Eukaryota; Metazoa; Chordata; Testudines; Trionychidae
Source: RefSeq, a predicted model, not a curated record